This is a messenger RNA of Colletotrichum truncatum, 867 nucleotides long. RefSeq lists its product as uncharacterized. The record is from RefSeq and is a predicted model, not a curated record. Lineage: Eukaryota; Fungi; Ascomycota; Sordariomycetes; Glomerellales; Glomerellaceae.
AUGGCGACCAACCAGCCAGACUCGCCGCCUACGCUAACUUUUGCUCAGAGGCUUAAGAAGAAGAAAAAGGAAAAAGGGCUGCCAGUGUCAUCUUCUGAUGAAGAUGAACCAAUGGAAGAGCUUGGAGAAGGCGUGACAAUCCUGAGCAAAAUGCCUAUUCGAAUGGUCACCCUUCAUCCAGGAAAUAUUGUCAAAAAAUCUGGCAAACAGAUAUACCUUGAAGAGGCCGACGCAUUGCGUGUUGCUGCAGAGGCAAAGCUACCAGUUCCUCACAUACAUGGGACAGAAACCACGCCGGACGGAAAGAAGCACAUCUACAUGAACUACAUCGAAGGAGACCUUCUAUCCGAUGUUUGGCCUGGACUAUCCAUCGACAGCAAAAAUGAUAUCGCCCAACAGCUGCGGGCCAUAUUAGUUACCAUGCGAUCUAUUCCGCCUCCCAAGGAUUACAUCGGCGACUGUUCUCAAAGCCAAAUACGAGAUACUCGAUCGAUGUUCACAUACACUGCUCCCCCGUGUGGCAAUGAGAAGGAAUUCAACGACUAUCUAACCGACGCCUUGUUUCCACUUACGCCCCCAGCAAUCCGUAAUGCAUUUUCCCAUCGGCUUCAAACGAACCAUCGGAUUGUUUUGACGCAUGGUGAUUUGACACCCAGGAAUACCAUUGUGCGGGAUGGGAAGAUUGCAGGUAUCAUAGACUGGGAAGAUGCAGGUUGGUAUCCUGAGUACUGGGAGUACGUUAAGUUCUUGUCGCAUUCUGGAACCCGUUACGGGGAUUGGUGGUGUUUUGUCGACGAUAUACUGCCCCAAGCGUAUCCGGACGAGUUGGUAGACUACAUUGCGUUGUCUAAAUGGCAGUCGCCGUAA